UCUUGCUCGAUCCUGCAAUGUGCGCCACAUCCAGUACCAUCUGAGUGUAGCAUUGGCCUUUCAAGGUAUAGUCACAUAAACACAACUCUAGUCAGCACUGCUCCCUGCGUCUUUUCAUCCCGCUCUCCGCCCUCACCGAGCAUCUCCGACUUGCUUUUUCCUUGACAAAGUCUUCUUUACUGGCCCAUGAUACCCGCCACAGUACGCCUCCAGCUGUUCUUUUGACCAACCUCGCCUACAACUGGUAAACACGUCAGACGGACUGCAUUGUUGAGCCUGCCGUGCGACACGCCUGCCGAUCAAACCUACUGCUCACGCUUUCCUGGAAGAACCACUCCUCCCCGUUUGAGUACAUGGAUAUAUACGUUGCUUCUUGACCUCGCGAAAACCUUAGAUUGUUGCACAUACCAAAAGACAAAGAAAAGAAAAGGAAAAUUAUCACCACUAAAUCAUCAUCAUGUGUCGCUGGUUCGCCUACAUCUCUGCUACGGAGCCAUGCCUCCUAUCUGAUGUCCUCAUAACUCCCGCCAACAGCAUCAGCAAGCAGUGUUCCGAGCAUUAUCUGCCUAAGCUUCUCCCACACAAUGACGACAAAGAUCUUCAUGACGCCCCCGACGAGCUUAUGCGUAUGCGAAACUCGCUCUUGAACAUGGAUGGCUUGGGCAUUGCAUGGUACACUGAGGCCACUUCCUCAUAUUUGAAGCAUGUAGAAGGCCCACGCCCAGCCCUAUACAAGUCACAAUCUCCACCCAUCAACGAUUUCAACUUCAAGUCCCUCUGCCAAAACACCGAGGCGAAAUGUGUGUUUGCCCACAUUCGCGCCACCAGCGGUAGCGUAGUGACCCAAGUUAACUCGCACCCGUUUGUUUUUGGUCGUCAUGUCUUUAUGCACAACGGAGUCAUUUCCAACUUUUCCAGUAUCCGUCGAGACAUGACGGACGAAUUUUCCUUUGACGCCUACUGCAAUGUGCUGGGUAGCACCGACUCGGAACACGCCGCUGCCAUGUACAUGACAUUUCUGACCGACGGCGGAGACAAGCAGAGCUGGGAGAAAUCGUACCCGCUCGAGAAGAUGCUCGAGGCCAUGAAGAAAACAGUAGUCCGUAUUCUCAAGCUACAGCACGCCAAACUCGGGGAUGCGAACACGCCUAACUCUCUCAACUUUUGCACCACAGACGGCAAGAGAAUGCUCGCCAUCCGCUUCCGGAACCACGCUACACAGCAGCCGCCUAGUCUCUAUUGGUCUGAAUUUGCCGGUCGCACUCUAAACACAAAGUACCCGGGUAACCCAGAUAGCAAAGAGAUAGAGAAUCUCGAGGCGUCGCUCGAGGUUGAGCGAAUGGGCAAGCAUACCAUUAUUGCUAGUGAGCCUACCACGUACGACGAGAAUGAGUGGCACUUGAUCAAUGCCAAUUGUGCCCUGACGGUGGAUGAGGAUGGUAUCGAGCGCGAAGUCAAGAUUGACUAUGACCCUUCGUUGAAUGCGCGGGAUCCAAAGUAUGAUGGUCAUGCGUAAUGUGUACCAGAGUGAGCUAGAGAGAGAGAGGGGGGGAGGGAGAGUGAGGUUGCAAUGAAGCUGGCCAUCAUUUCAAAUGAAAAUUACCUAUGCACAUUGCAGACCUUAUUCAAGCGAAGUGUUUUGCCUACCUGAAUAGAUAUUCAAAUGCUAGUAAAUUCAAAAAAAAUAUCGAACCAGGAUGUACAGAAGUCGGAGAAGCUUUUCAACAAAAGCAAUACUGCAACAUGGAACGACAGAGCUGAAAGGGUUUAAAUAGGGUAUUCGUACCAUCAACUCAUGUGAAUAGAGAAAAGAUAGACUUUGAGUAUCGACAUGAGUAGCUAGUUAGCCAGGUC
Bipolaris sorokiniana ND90Pr is the source of this 1854-nucleotide messenger RNA. RefSeq lists its product as uncharacterized. The record is from RefSeq and is a predicted model, not a curated record. The transcript has 2 exons. Bases 458 to 1516 code for a protein of 352 amino acids. NCBI's taxonomy places the organism in Eukaryota, Fungi, Ascomycota, Dothideomycetes, Pleosporales, Pleosporaceae.